AAUUGACGAUAAAAAUAAAACUGAAAUUUAUUUCCGUCCAUUAAAUAAUUAAUUUCAACAAUGGAUAUUGAAAGAAUUGAGAAACAUUUCAAAACUGUUCAGUUUACAUCCUGGAAAUCGUUACCACAAAACUCAUCAUUUUAUGAUAAGAAACAUGAAUCUAAGUCAUUUGAGCGCAAUCAAUCAUUUCCCAAAGUUCAUCAACAUCAUCAUAAUGAAAUCAUUAGUGAGGCUGUUGUGAAUAAUAACUUAAAGAAGAGAAUGGAUAAAAUAAGAGUCGAUGGAUUUAAUGGAUUAAGAUUCACUCCGAUACGAAAAUCAAAAGGUUGCUUCACGGGAUCAUCUUACAGUGGCUCGAUAUUGAAUCCAAAAUCUGGUAUCAACCCAAACAAAGCUGUUUUUACAAUAGAUUCAAAGACAUCAAACAUUUUGAUUGUUAACAAGAAUGCAUGUGAUUUACUUGGCUAUCAAUCCAGAGAACUUUGCGAUAGUGGAGUUAAAUUCUCAAAUCUUCUGGCCUGCAAAAACAAAAUCCACGUCUCUGCCUUGGCCGAGAAUCAAUUCAAUUCUGAAGAUGGUACAAUGAUUUUAUUAAGUGGUAAAGUGGUUGAAAUGAUCCAUAAAAAUGGCGCAAAGUUACCCGUCUCGCUAUGGAUACGUCAAAUAGAUGGACAUGAUGGUAGGUGCCUUGCUGUUGCUGAACCUGUUGAAAGGAGAGUUGCACAGAUAAAUGUCGAUUCCCAUGGCAUUGUGAUAAACGGAGACAAUGAGGCUUUAAUGUUAUUUCAACUUGAUUCUCUUGAGACAUUCAUUGGUAUGGACGUUACUUUAUUAAUUCCAGCGAUUCAACUACCAACUGAACCAAUAGAAAAUCAUUUAAUACCAAAAAAUUUAAGGAAACAAAGAGCUACUGGAAAAACUCAAGACGGCGUUUCAUUUCCUCUUUGUUUGAUGAUCUCAACUGAUGAGAGUAUCAAUGAACCUGUUGAUAGCUUAACCGCUCCAUCUUAUACCAUCACAAUCUGGGUAUAUUCGAAUCUCAGUGGACUUAUUGUUAUCGACGAAAAUUCUAUUAUCGAGUCAUGUAAUCAUCACUUCUCAACAUUAAUGUUUGGUUACUCUCAAUCAAGAAUUAUUGGUCAAAACAUUUUCAAACUUAUUCCAAACUUUGGACAAGAAUUCGAAUAUAUUGAUGCCAGAAGUCAACGAUCGCCAUCGAUAGAAAAUGAAGAGUCUGAGACAGAGACCGAUCAUGUUUUGUUGAAUGAUCCAUUUGUUAUCGGGACAGUAUUAAAUUCUAAGAAAGAUCCUUUCAAGAUUUGCCUCGACUUUACAUCGCCCAGAAACAGCAUCCGAUCACCUGAUGUCAGUUUAAUAAAACUUUCAAAUCUUUCAAACACAGAAAAUGAUAAAAAUGUCAUGAAUUUAGUGAAUGGCGAUGUAUCUGAUGAACAAGAACUGUUGACACCUGUAAAUGAGAUGGGACAUGUACAAUUAAAUGAUUCAACAAGUACACAAGAUGAAAUUGUAAGCAAUAAAUCACAACAAUAUGAUAACAGCACGCACACAACUAGCAAUUUAGAAAGCACACCAAAAGGAAUAAAAACAUCAACAGUGACGACAACGAUUCUUGAUGGAGACUGUCAAAAAUCCUUAAUAACAUCAACACCAGAUAUAGGGAAAAGAUUAUCGAUUGGUACGCAGAAUAAUGCAGCGGGAAUUCAACAAUUUAAUUAUAACUAUGCAGAUGGAAAAUAUAAAGGAGAAGCAGUUCAUUCUGAUGGGAAUAUUAUUGAUAUUGUUUACACGAUUUACAAACACACAUUACCUUCCACAAACAAUACAAUUUAUCUCGUUUGGAUUUGUCGCGAUCCGGAUGAAUAUCGGAAUGAAGAUCCUGAUGAAGAAAAACAAUUUAAUUUAACUCUAACAUUGAAUUCGAUUGAGAAUAGCUUAGGCAAUGCAACAGUGAAGACAGGAACAGCAGCAUCGUCAGUUUGUGUGAGUAACGCUGCCAGCAGCAUCAUGAUGACAUCAGCAGGAACAAUAGGAACAAGCACUUUAGCAAAUAUCACUUCAGUGAGUCGACCGAAUUCACUUUCGAUUGUCUCACAAUGUGAAGAUGAACAAAUCAGUGGGGAAUAUGCAAAAAACUAUACAACUUUGAAACAGAUUGGGAAAGGUGCAUAUGGAUAUGUGAAAAUGGCUUAUAGAAACACUGAUCGUCUUCUUGUAAUCUCCAAAUUUAUAUUGAAAGAAAAACUUUGUUCAAACUUCAUGAUAACAACUGAAGAUAAGAAAGAAAUUCCUAUGGAAAUUUAUCUUCUUAAACGUGUCAAACAUCCAAAUAUUGUCAACGUACUUGAUGUUUAUGAGAAUGAAAAGUUUUUUCAAUUGAUUAUGGAAAAGCAUGGGAGUGGAAUGGAUUUAUUUGAGUUUAUAGAUAGACGUCCGUUGAUGGAUGAGAAGCUUGGAUGUUUUAUAUUCCGACAAAUAGCGAAGGCUGUUGAUUACCUUCAUUCCUUGAAAAUACUUCACAGAGACAUCAAAGAUGAAAAUAUUAUCAUCGAUCAGAAUUUUCAUAUUAAGUUGAUUGAUUUUGGAUCGGCGACAUUUAUGGAGGAUGGAAAAAUGUUUUCGACAUUCUAUGGCACAACUGAAUAUUGCAGUCCGGAAGUUUUAGCUGGAAAUAAAUAUCAUGGACCUGAAUUGGAGGUUUGGAGUCUUGGUGUGACGCUAUUCGUGUUGAUGUUCUUUGAAAAUCCUUUUCUCGACAUGGAAGACACUCUUCGUGCUGAUCUCAUGAUACCUCAAGACGUUACUGUCGAUCUUGAGGAUUUACUUUUUCGAAUGCUUGACAAAGAUCCAAAGACGCGACUUUCAAUGAAGGAACUUUUAGCACAUGAAUGGAUUGUUCAAGAAAUCACAAACAACUUCGAUUUUGCUUCAAUUGUGCCAUGCGAUGAACACGAAGCACAUCCUGACAUUUACUAUUCUGGUCAAGUCUUCUCAAGUGCCACAGCUUUAUCAACAUCGCAUGACUCUUUAUCAUUAGCUGACGAUGAAUCGAUUUGUGAAGAUAUUGAUGACGUAAAUUUUGAUGGCGAUGGAACAAGCACUUCAAAUAGUUUACUGAAAGUAAGUCAAAACUUCAAUGACAACAACAGCAGUGACGACAUUCAAAACAUUUCGAAUCGAAGUUCAAUCAAUCGAAGUAAAACAGAAACAUCAUCGAAAGUUGCGUUGAAAGGGACUGACGAAGAUACUUUAUGGGAAUCACAUUACUGUUCUCGUUCAGAUGCAUUUGAGGAUAAUUGAGAUGAAAAGAAACAAAUUUUUGUAAAAUUUCAUUGCUUUUAUUUAUUUUCUUUUGUUUUGAUUUUAUGUUGAAAUCAUGGAAAUAUUAUUGUGAGAAUUUCUAUUUUUAUACUUCUGGAAAUCUAUUAAACUAUUUUCUUCCAUUCUGCAAACUCACAAAAUAAAAACUUGUUUCGAAUUGUCUAAUUAAAGUGUCAACGAUUUCUUUUCGUGAUAUAAAAUUUAGACUUUUAGUUUAAUCUCACAACAGAACUCACUAUAAAGAACAAAAACAACAAAUUGCAUUAGUUUUUAAGAAGAUAUUAGAAAGCAACAAAGAAUUUUAUAGAGUUCUAUGUAUUUUAGAUUUAAAAACAAUUUUAGGAAUGAUUAAGAUAAGAGAAGAAUUUUCAACCAUUUGUCAGUUUCUUUUGGGUUGCAAAUAAUUAGAAUUAACUACAAAAACAGAAACUCACAGUAUUAAAAAAAAACAAAAAGAAAAUGAAAGCCCAUCCUGACUAAAUAAUUGAAAGAAUAUAAGAAAGAAAUUAAAUAAUAAUGUGAUACAAAGCGUAUUUAUGAUAUCUACCUAAUAAAAAAAGAAAGAAAGAAAAAAACUAUUUUAUUGUUAAAUCAAAAUCAAAAGUAAAUCAAUUGUAACUUUUUCUCCCUUCUUCAAACAAAAAAAAAAUAGAAAAAUAAAUGAGAUUUAGAUGACACUUGAUCUACAUAGUUCACAUUAGUCGAGAAAUAAAAAUUCAUUUAAAAUGUAAAAAUGCAUAAUUUUGUUUCACUUUUUAACAGAAAGCAAUUU
This is a messenger RNA of Clunio marinus, 4111 nucleotides long. Lineage: Eukaryota; Metazoa; Arthropoda; Insecta; Diptera; Chironomidae. The record is from the annotation of a GenBank genome assembly.